AUGCUGAUUGCAUUAUCUUAUUUAGCGAUAAGAAUUCCGAAUAAAAGAAUAAAACUUGCUGAAGAUGUCUUCGAAAAUUGUCAGAGUAUUAUUGACAGAGAGCUAAAAGAAGAUGAUACCUUUUAUGAAUUAACAAUAAAUGCAGGUGAAUGCAGGGAAUUAAGUUCAUAUUCAUACACUCUUGCCAGUGAGUCUGACUUCGUUGUUGAUCUUUACACCGAUGCAGAUCUAACAAAACCUCUCAAAACAGCAAAGAACGCGUUUUUCCUCAAUCUACCACUAGGCGACGAUCAUCUUUAUACUUCAACCAUAAAAUGUUCUGAUAGUAGUAAAGAGUGCAAAGUUCAAUUGUAUAAACAGCCCACUCCAGCUUAUAAGAUGACUGACCAAGGAGAAGAGAUAAGCAUUAUGGUGUAUGUAACUUCAACAAAGGAAGGCAAAAUUGAAUUCCAACGCAAAAAAAUGUAUAUGCAUAUCCAACUUUCUUAA
This is a messenger RNA of Trichomonas vaginalis G3, 489 nucleotides long. RefSeq lists its product as uncharacterized. The record is from RefSeq and is a predicted model, not a curated record. The coding region runs from base 1 to 489 and encodes 162 amino acids. The transcript has a single exon. NCBI's taxonomy places the organism in Eukaryota, Parabasalia, Trichomonadida, Trichomonadidae.